AAAAACUGACGGCAGGUUUAACUAAACAGAUUAGCAGGAGUCACGCCUUACUUAUUUAAACCAUGAGUACAGGAUGUUGAUGUCCAGAUGUAGUUAAACCGAGCUGCUACUGAGAUGGACUGCUUCAUAUUCCUCCUGUCUUUUCUCACAACUAUUUGUGCAGGCUUUAGAGUGAGCGUACCCGCAGGUCGCAUGGUCGCGGUCCGAGGUCAGCCGGUCCUCCUGGGCUGUGAGUUCACCCCUGACUCCACCACUGACCUUUCGUCUUUGGUUGUCACAUGGCAGCGGGUGGAGGAUUCCCGCGUCAUCCACAGCUUCUAUUACCAACGGAAUCAGCUGGACUUGCAGAGCCCGGAUUACCAUAACCGCACGGCCAUGCUCGUGUCCGAGCUGAGGAAAGGCAACGCGACGCUCAGGAUCGACCCGGUGGGGCCGAGAGACGUGGGCGGGUACCUGUGCACGGUGAGCAACACCAUGGGCACGGAUAAAGCCCAGGUGUGGCUGGAAUACGGAGCCUUCUACACAGAACCGAGGCUGAGCGUUAACUCGAACUGCUCCACCGUCACGCUGCUUUACGAGGCGGAGGGUUUCCCAAAGCCGGAGGUCGGAUGGUUCGGAGAAGACGGAGCGGUCCUGAGUCACCACACCGAGCUCAGCGAUGACGCAGACAGGGCAGGUGGACCCGUGGGACUGUAUUAUCUAAAGAGCAGCCACGUGUCACAGAGUUCUUCCCUGAACGUCACCUUCACACUAAAGAACCAGCUCCUCGAUCAGAAUCUGUUCAAACCUGUCAGCAUCACAUAUGGUGGACAGAAUCACGUCUGUGAAGCGAACACUACCAUCCCCAUCGUUUUAAGUGUGCUGUGUGUCCUGUGUGCCCUGCUGGUUCUCUGCGUAAUCGUUCUGCUCAUAAAGAACCUGAGAACGGCUUGGCGUCGUUCGCAUAUGUUAAACAACGGCACCCCGAGCCACAAGAACGGACAGGAGAUGCUCCGGUGCUGA
Messenger RNA from Ictalurus furcatus (blue catfish), 1002 nucleotides. Its product is annotated as CD276 antigen-like. The record is from RefSeq and is a predicted model, not a curated record. The transcript is spliced from 4 exons. Gene Ontology annotation, cellular component: external side of plasma membrane. Bases 115 to 1002 code for a protein of 295 amino acids. NCBI's taxonomy places the organism in Eukaryota, Metazoa, Chordata, Actinopteri, Siluriformes, Ictaluridae. Gene Ontology annotation, biological process: positive regulation of T cell proliferation; cellular response to lipopolysaccharide; immune response.